AUGUCGAAAAUUGUGAGACGUGUCGAAGUUAGUGAAAAUAACGCGGACUUUCUAAUACAUAGUCCCUCGCCAAACCAUGAACAAAAUUUUAUUCAACUCGAAAUGUCUAAAGCUCAAGUAUAUUAUUAUCCUUCCGUUUUUUCCCUGCAAGACUGCUCAAAAUAUUAUUCCGAUCUUAUUUCUCUUCCUUAUUGGACUCGACCAGUCUUUAAAAUAUUUGGACGUCCUGCAAGGGCGGCUCGACUCACUUGCUCAUUUGGUUCAACACCCGAUAAGGUUUAUAGAUAUUCUGGAACUGCCGCAAGGGUAGAUUCAAUUGACUAUCCACCUUCCAUAACAGUUAUCAAAGACAAAAUUGAGUCGAUUUUAGAUACAGAAUUUAAUUUUGUUUUGUUAAACUGGUACCAAAGUGGUAAUGAUUCUAUUGGUAUUCACGCCGAUGAUGAAAAAGUAUUAAAGAUGGCAGAAUUAGUUUAA
Racocetra fulgida is the source of this 477-nucleotide messenger RNA. NCBI's taxonomy places the organism in Eukaryota, Fungi, Glomeromycota, Glomeromycetes, Diversisporales, Gigasporaceae. The record is from the annotation of a GenBank genome assembly.